AUGAGUACCGGCAUCCCGCCGUGGCGUGUAUCAGCCUCAGCCCCGGGCCCUCAACCUGUUGCUUUUUCUUCGACCGCCACCCCCGCCUAUAUUCCAGUCCAAGCACGACGUAGCCUUGCCCAUAAUACGACCAGUUUUCCACCCUCCAUCGGACCCAUUGCCCCUCAACCCACCAUGUCCACAGCGGAUGCAGACUCACGGCCACGCGUGGAGUUCCCACCCGCCGUACGUCAAUACGUACAGCGAUGUUUUGCCCCCGACAAUCAGGUCGCCAGCGUGAGCGCCACAGAGAUGCAAGAGAAGCUGAGAACUGUCAUCACCGAAGCCGCCGAGAACCACCGGCUGGACAAGAUCGACUGGGAGAGACUUCCACUCCCACAGGUCAUGAUCCAGAAUGAACGCAACAAGAUCCUGGCAAACCCGAUUGUCUCGAACUGGGGGGCCUCCAGUCAACCAUCUUCCCCCAGUGAUGCCAGCCGCAAAAGAAAGUCAACCGAUAUUCAUAACCAGCAGUCUGGAAAAGACUCACCCCCGUGGAGAAAAACUAACAAUAACCGCAAUCGUUUUGAGGACCGAGUCACUUACCCGUCCACAGACAAAAGACAGCGCAUGGCCCUGGAUGACUCUAGUAAGUCCAAAGCUAAUUUGGAGAUGAGGAAGAAGCGUUUUGAGGGCGUCGGGGUCAACUACAGGAAUUCUGGCACUUCUUCCCCAGUCGACUCUCCAUCGCGAAGUGUCGAUUCCGACCAAGGACCUGUGGUUGGACGAUGCCAGAACCUGGAAAAGAACUACUUUCGCCUGACCUCCGCCCCCAACCCGGAUAGCGUACGGCCAUUACCCGUCCUCCAAAAGACCUUGGAUCUGUUGAAGAAGAAAUGGAAGCAGGAGGGUAACUAUACCUACAUCUGUGACCAGUUUAAAUCCCUCCGACAGGACUUGACGGUGCAGCACAUCCGGAAUGACUUCACCGUCAUCGUCUACGAGAUUCAUGCGCGCAUCGCCUUGGAGAAAGGGGACCUUGGUGAGUAUAAUCAGUGCCAGACUCAGCUGCGAGUUCUGUAUGCACAGCAGCUGGGCGGGCAUCCGACAGAAUUCAAGGCGUAUCGUAUUCUCUAUUUCAUUUAUACCCGCAAUUGGACGGCCAUGAACGAUGCGCUAGCCGACGUGACAGCAGAAGACAAGCGAGACCUCGCCGUCAAGCAUGCUCUGGACGUUCGCUCCGCGCUGGCGCUUGGCAACUACCACCGUUUCUUCCAGCUGUACCUGGAUACCCCCAAUAUGGGGGCCUACCUGAUGGAUAUGUUUGUUGACCGAGAACGGUUAAGUGCGCUUGCUGCCAUUUGUAGAGCGUAUAAACCCGACGUCAAUAUCAGAUUCAUCACCGAAGAACUUGGAUUUGAGUCCGAUGAGCAGACUGCUCGUUUCAUCCUAGACCAUUCUUCCGAGCAGCAACUCCUGGAAGAGAAGAAUGGGUCUGUGAGGCUGUUGACUGGCAAGGUCGGCCAGCUGUUUGAAGUGGCCAAAGCCGAGGCCCACCGCGUUGUCGACAUCAAGGGCCAGAUCUGA
Messenger RNA from Penicillium macrosclerotiorum, 1566 nucleotides. RefSeq lists its product as uncharacterized. The coding region runs from base 1 to 1566 and encodes 521 amino acids. The transcript has 3 exons. Gene Ontology annotation, cellular component: nucleus. The record is from RefSeq and is a predicted model, not a curated record. Lineage: Eukaryota; Fungi; Ascomycota; Eurotiomycetes; Eurotiales; Aspergillaceae.